ACCUCCAUCAAAUGUCUAUCAUUUGAUGUGACAUCCUACUUCUAAUAUAAACAAGUAACAGAACCUGUUGUCCAAACGUACUCGAUCUUACAUGGCUUUCACACCAUCGUUAGUCGGCCAUGGGAGUGUUCAAGAGCUUGCAAAAGAGCUCAACCUCACAGUCCCUCACCACUAUGUUCAAGAACAUCAAGAACCCACCUUCGUCCCCAACGGUUCUUCGCCUACGAAGUCUAUCCCAGUUAUCGACAUGAACGAUUUCAUCGUGGGAGGAUCCGAUAUUAAGCUACAGUUGGAAAAUCUGCGAUCUGUAUGCCAUGAAUGGGGGAUCUUUCAGUUGGUGAACCAUGGAGUUGACAGAUCGUUGGUGGAGAGAAUGAAAAAGGAGAUGGUGGAGUUUUUCAAGAUUCCGAUAGAGGAGAAGCUGAGGUACAAGUUGAAGGGAGGUGAGUAUGAAGGGUAUGGUCAAACGAUACUCCAUGGUCAUGAUCAGAAGGUUGAUUGGGCUGAUCGCUUUUAUAUGAUCACCAAUCCUCUUCAUAGAAGAAAAUCCAACUUACUUCCUGAGUUCCCUCCAUUACUAAGAGACACACUUGAGAAAUACUUGCUAGAGGUGCAAAAACUUGGAAUGAGUUUGUUCGGUUUAAUCGGGCAAGCAGUGGAUAUCGAUAAUAAAGAAAUGUUUGAGAUUUUCGAAGAUGGAAUGCAAUCGGUGAGGAUGACUUACUACCCGCCAUGCCCUCAACCGGAUUUGGUUAUCGGUCUUACCCCUCAUUCUGAUGCUGCUGGAAUUACCAUUCUUCUUCAAGUAAACGACGUUGAUGGUUUGCAAGUCAAGAAAGAUGGCAUAUGGAUCCCUGUAAAUUUCCGUCCGGAUGCUUUCAUCGUGAAUGUCGGAGAUAUUCUUGAGAUAUUGAGCAAUGGUGUAUGCAAUAGCAUCGAGCAUAGAGCAAUUGUAAAUGCGACGAAAGAAAGGAUGUCGUUAGCCAUGUUUUUCAAUCCGAAGAUGGAAGCAGAUGUUGGACCUUCGAAGGGCUUGUUAACCAGCACAAGAAACCCACCGCUGUAUAAAACACUGGUAAUGGAACAGUACCUUAAAGAAUUCUUCUCACGUAAGCUCAAUGGAAAGGCAUUUCUCAAGAAAAUGAAGAUCAAAGACGAAGAAGGCUAUGAAACUUAAUAGAUCUUAAAUAUUUGGAAGAUCUUAUAUAUUAUUCAAGAAAAAUAAAUUGUGGGAUGUAUAAAUUCAAGUAGUUUUUACUAGAUUAAUUUUGGAAAUUGAUGUCAUGUUAAUAUAUGUGUUUCUAUAUCACUACUGAGUCAG
Messenger RNA from Cynara cardunculus var. scolymus (artichoke), 1321 nucleotides. Its product is annotated as codeine O-demethylase-like. The transcript is spliced from 4 exons. The record is from RefSeq and is a predicted model, not a curated record. The coding region runs from base 92 to 1177 and encodes 361 amino acids. Lineage: Eukaryota; Viridiplantae; Streptophyta; Magnoliopsida; Asterales; Asteraceae.